GAACAGAUGUUGUGAUUGUUAAAAACGGCAGAAGAAUAUGUGGCACGGGAGGCUGCUUAGCCAAUGCACCUUUGCAUCAGAACAAGAGCUAUUUUGAGUUUAAAAUCCAGUCCACAGGGAUUUGGGGUAUUGGAGUUGCAACCCAGAAAGCAAACCUGAAUCAAAUUCCACUUGGUCGAGAUGUCCAUAGCCUGGUGAUGAGAAAUGAUGGAGCUCUCUACUAUAACAAUGAGGAGAAAAACAGACUACCAGCGAACAGCCUUCCUCAGGAAGGUGAUGUGGUGGGCAUUACAUAUGACCAUGUAGAAUUAAAUGUAUAUUUAAAUGGGAAGAAUAUGCAUUGUCCAGCUUCAGGAAUCCGAGGGACUGUCUACCCAGUGGUCUAUGUUGAUGACAGCGCCAUUCUGGAUUGUCAGUUCAGUGAAUUUUAUCACACACCUCCACAAGGGUUUGAAAAGAUCCUUUUUGAGCAGCAAAUCUUCUGAAUGUCUUCGUACUGAAAAUUUGCACCCUGUACUGUUACAACAGCUUUGUCAAUUUAAAUAAAGCUUCACUUUAUGUUUAGGAACCAUAUCUGUAUUUUAAGUAAGUACUUGUGACUGUGGUCUGCAGAAUUAAUGUGUUAACUGCAACACCAGGUAACUGUGCUGCAAGUAUGAGAUUUCUGGCAAUGGUUUGUAGUUGAAAAUGAGUGUUUGGGGCACGGUUUUUCUCCAAUUUGUACUUAAUGCAUAAGGAUACUAAGGAUAUUAUUGUCAUCAGUAUUACAUUCAGUGUUUUGAAUAAACUGGAGCUCUGUAAAGCUCCAGUUCAUAAAGUUCUUAUGCAUACAAUAGCUAUGGAGAUGGAUGGUUCUCUUGAUUAUUUUUUUCCCCCAAUUCUUUUCACCAGAAGUUAAGUGCUUAAAGGGAGCACUGUGUGUCCAGCCUGUGAUUUGGAGUUAUGGUGUCCCAGUUGUGCACAGUGACUAAUUGUACAAUGGCAUAACUAGCAGAUAGAUACUUUGUUUGCAAGGGAUUAUUGAUCCCAUUCCCUCAGUCUUAGACAGGCAAAUGUAACUUAUUUAUUUCUCCUAGCUUUUAAUUUGCUUUUACUGUCAC
Nestor notabilis (Kea) is the source of this 1100-nucleotide messenger RNA. It is a transcript of the gene SPRYD7, whose product is annotated as SPRY domain containing 7. The record is from RefSeq and is a predicted model, not a curated record. Gene Ontology annotation, molecular function: protein binding. Lineage: Eukaryota; Metazoa; Chordata; Aves; Psittaciformes; Psittacidae. The transcript has 4 exons. The annotation marks the transcript as partial.